Carassius carassius (crucian carp) is the source of this 1207-nucleotide messenger RNA. RefSeq lists its product as uncharacterized. The transcript has 6 exons. NCBI's taxonomy places the organism in Eukaryota, Metazoa, Chordata, Actinopteri, Cypriniformes, Cyprinidae. Bases 147 to 980 code for a protein of 277 amino acids. The record is from RefSeq and is a predicted model, not a curated record.
GCUGACUGUGCAAACCAGUUCAUGUUAACCAAUCAACAUCAUUCAGCACAGGAGCUUUAAACCCCCCUGCUGCUGACCAAGCACUGCAGCGGACAGACAGACUUCAGUGCGUUUCAUAUUUUUAUGAAAGUGAGCAAACGUGAGCAAUGUCUGCAAACAAAGAGGGGAUGCACUUCAAUCUCAUCGACGGGCCUGACGAUGACUGCAGCAGUCCAGAGGUGCGAUAUUCAGUAUUUCAGAACCCAGAUAAAAGUAGAAAGCAAUUUUGCCAAGAUCCCUUCAAGGUGGCAACCGCAUGUCUGACUGCUUUCUGCCUCAUCUUACUCAUGAUCCUGGUGGUCACAAGUGUUCACAGCGGCAAGGCACGAUCUGAUCAGGAUUCUCCGUCCAGCACUGCUGAAUUGCACAUGCAGAAGGGCUGCGCUAACGUAUCGGCUCUGACUGAAGAGCUGCAGGCCGUGAAGAAAGAAAAGAGUGAACUGGAGAAAGAACGGACGCAGUUGAAAAACAGAAUCACUGAGCUUGAGGCAACCCCUGCACCACAAACCACUCCAUUGCCAACGAAAAGUCCCUGUCCUGAAGACUGGAAGCACUUUAAUGGCAGCUGUUACUACGUCUCAGAAUACAGAAGGAGCUGGUCGGACAGUCAGAUGAACUGCAAGCGGCAAGGAGGACAUCUGGCCAUCCUCCUCACAGCUGAGGAACAGACGUUCAUAUGGAACCUGCUGCCCCGUGGAUACUGGAACGCUUUCUGGUUUGGCAUAAGUGAUGCAAAAGUAGAAGAUGACUGGUACUGGGUGGACGGAACUAAACUAGUUGGAGGUUUCUGGGAAGAUGGCGAGCCAAACAACCAUAUUAAUGAAGACUGUGGCUACAUGAUAAAAACAGAUGUGUUAAGCCGUGUGGCUACCAAGAGCUGGUAUGACGCGCCCUGCCACAUGUCUUUGCCCUGGAUCUGUGAGAAACAGGUGUCCUCGUGAUCUUCUCUCCCACCACCAACAUCAACAGACAUUCACUGAUUGUUAGUAAUGCAAGCUAUAAUGCAAUUUCCAUUGCAUUUAGAAUGUCUUGGGAUUUUCAGUCAGUGUUUUAGUCAUGGGUCAAAAAAAGCAAUUAACUGUUCAUUUUAACUGUGUAUUCUGAUAACAUAUGUGCAUUAAUCUACAUUUAGCUGUGCUUUUUAACACUGGAUGAUUUAGUGAAUUCA